AUGGCCGACCCAUCAUUGGAAAUCUCGCUGCAGGCAACCAACGCUGAACCCCAACAAAUCAUCGACAGACUGGUUGAGACCUGGAUGGCAGGCCACGACACGAGAGUCGCAGAAUGGAAUAGAUGCCAGGAUGAAGAAGCACAAGAAGAAGAAGAGAUGCGAUUAGUGCAUGCAGCUAGAGAAGAGGAAGAACACCUAGCAAGGCAAGUCGAGGAAGAGAACGAGCACCUCGAAUCAGAGAAGAAGAAGCCCAAGAUGAAUGGUUUCAAUGUAGCAUCCACUAUCGGCAAUGCCAUAGCGCCGUGUCCCUCCCAAUACGCCAUCCAAAAACUAAACAAUUUUGAAUAUAUAGAACUAUGGUACUUCUCCCCCAAUGGCUGCAAAGAAGCCAUGAAGAUGUCGUGUUCCAUCGCAGACAAUACCUUCAGCCUAACCAAACUCGACUGA
Messenger RNA from Suillus bovinus, 447 nucleotides. RefSeq lists its product as uncharacterized. The coding region runs from base 1 to 447 and encodes 148 amino acids. Lineage: Eukaryota; Fungi; Basidiomycota; Agaricomycetes; Boletales; Suillaceae. The transcript has 2 exons. The record is from RefSeq and is a predicted model, not a curated record.